AUGAAGUGCUUGAACUUUUGUGUUGUUUUAUUAUGUUUAUGGACUGCGAAUGGAGCCGAACUCCAAAUUAAAAAGCAGCUUCAGGCGAUGGCUGAGCAGAUUGAGAUCCUGAAAACCAUGCAUUUGUCCGAUGUCACCCGAUUAAAACAAGAAAUUGACGUAUUGAAGCAAAACCAGGCAGCUCCGACAAACAACCUAGACCAAAAUUCUCAAGUGACGUUGCAGUGGGCACAGACUUCUAUGAACGAGCUACGAAUGGAGAUGCAUGAACUCAGCAACAGCAUCAAUAGUUCUACACUUCUUAGACACCUCCAUGUUAUACGUAAUGAGUUAAAACAAGCGCUGACUGAAACCACUGAUUUAGUACAGUUCACGCAAACCCAGGAGACUAGAAUUGACAAGUUAGACAAUGAAGUUGGAUUAUCGAAACAUGAAAACCAACAAUUGAGGGCCAUGGUCGCCCAACUAAGGGCUCACGUUGGAAAACUCUCUAAGGAGAUUAAGGCCAAACAACUUGAAGAAAUGGACAAGAGCAGCAAUAACGAAGUUUUUGAGUCUUACCGGGGUCCAAACAACCACAAACUCCGCCAUAAUAAAAUGGUUCACACCCAAAUUUCGCGACUGUCUCGGACCCAAGAUCAGCUCGAUUCAUACCAACAGACCCUGCAGAAUCAAUUACUAGAUGUUCAACGCCGACUAGAUCGCUUAGAAGAACCCAAUUGGAACCUCAUCACGGCCAAACUGGAAUUAUACGAUUUGGAAUCAAAAGUAUUCAAGGAGGAACUGAAAAAUGUCUCACAAAAAAUAUCAGAUUUCGAUAAAGUGCACGCAUCUUUACUUGAAUUGCGAGAAGACGUCGAGAGCAUCGAAAAUAAAGUUGAUAAGACAAUACCAGAAUUCAGAAAGGAAAUAUCAAAGUUGGACAUCAGUUUUGCUCAGUUGACCGCUGCAACUUCCUACAUCAAGGAGAACCAAGAGAACCUUAAACAGACGGUGAAGGCUAUUGCUGUAAGCGUUAGCAACGUAAUUGACCGUUCCGAGGUGGAGCGGCUGGAUAUGAACAAACUGAAAGAAUCUAUUGUAGACCUGAAAACUACGGCUAAACAGCACUUCUAUCGCCUCAACGACCAUAUCCUGAAGACCGAAGCUACGUAUGUGGAUUCCAACUACACGAUCGUCUCUCUUCCUGAAUUGAUGGGCGAAGUGAAGGAACUGCAACCCGUGGAGCGUGAGUACGAAGAUCUAGUUAAGCAAUUGCCCAAAGACUGCUCCAAUGUAUCUGGUACUCCCGGGAUCUACCUAAUUCACCCCAGUAAAACACCCAUAGAGACCUGGUGCAAUAACCAAACAACUCUUCUUCAGCGACGCUACAACGGCACAAUAGAGUUCAACAGGCAAUUCUCUGAGUAUGUACAGGGCUUCGGUGAUGCCUCUUCGGAAUUCUGGCUUGGACUUCAAUCAAUGCACGAAAUAACCGCCGACAACUGCUCUUCGAUGAGAAUUGACAUGACUGAUAUCUACGGAAGCGUGUGGUACGCUGAGUAUGACCAUUUCUCCGUCGGCGAUGCUGAUUCAGGUUUCAUUCUUGAAGUGAGCGGUUUCAAAGGAAAUGCUAGCGAUGCUUUCGAAUACCAGAACCACAUGGAGUUCUCAACCAUCGACCGUGACCGGGACAUCUCGAACACCCACUGCGCUGCAAACUACGAAGGUGGAUGGUGGUUCUCUCAUUGCCAACACGUUAACAUUAACGGAAAAUAUACGCUGGGCUUGACAUGGUUUGAUUCCGCCAGGAAUGAAUGGAUUGCCGUAGCUACGAGCGAAAUGCGUGUUUACCGCCGCCCAGGCUGCUUCUAA
Molecule: messenger RNA, 1854 nt
Organism: Pieris macdunnoughi
Lineage: Eukaryota; Metazoa; Arthropoda; Insecta; Lepidoptera; Pieridae
Source: the annotation of a GenBank genome assembly